Messenger RNA from Trypanosoma grayi, 3156 nucleotides. RefSeq lists its product as hypothetical. The transcript has a single exon. The record is from RefSeq and is a predicted model, not a curated record. Bases 1 to 3156 code for a protein of 1051 amino acids. Lineage: Eukaryota; Euglenozoa; Kinetoplastea; Trypanosomatida; Trypanosomatidae.
AUGCAUGUGUUGCCGGGACCACCGCCACACGUGUUUUGCCGCUCUGCUGAGGGGGCCGUUGCGGACGACGGGGUGCAGGACCGGUCACAACACCCCGGUGGUCUCGCAGCACGCUUGCGUGGGCCUCCGCAGACGGAGAAGCUGCUUUCUCUUUUAGCGGAAACCCUCGUGAGCGACAAAAAGAAUGAGAAGGAACAAAGUAGUAAGAGAAAUCAGUCUUCGCCCUUGCUGUGCAGCAAUGGAGAUUUGGACGACGGACUUACUGUUGGGUGUACGACGCCGUUGAUCGACGCGGAUUUUCUCACGCAAGAAGCUUUCUUGAAUGAUUUAUGUUUGUUUUUGGCUUCUGGUAAGCGUUCUAUGGAGGGAGUCCCCGCCGUAGAAGCUCCAUUGGCGUUAUGUGGCAUCCGAAAAGGGCAGAACCGAAAGGCAUGUAUGCUAUUUUCGCGCCUUGCACGAAGUCAAUACUGGCGUCGAAAGGUGCUUCUUUCACUGUUGCGCCAGUGGAGGCAGAAUAGUGGUCAUGCCUUCUGUAAAGCGUUGCUGCUGCAAACCAUAACAGACACCAUUGCUGGGGAACUUUUCUUAGUAGUGCCGAGUUCGGAGGAGCGCGUCAUGCUGGAACAGCCCACAGAAUCGUCUAGUUGUGAGGUGGCUGCAUCACCAAGGUCCCACCUCCACCUCCAAGUUAUGCAAGAAUUGGAGGAACUUGUUAAGGAGACUGGUUCGUUCCGAGGAAUGUGCCUUGCUGUAGACAUAACUCUACGGAGGAGCUCACAGCUUUUGGUGGAGCAGGUGCGGCGAAUUGUGGGGGGAUUGGAGAAUAAGGAUGGUGAUACUGCACUUGAAGGGCACACCCUAACGAUAAUAGAAUCCGCGGUUGACGCUACCCUGUGCAAGAUGUGGGAGGAUGUCUUGGCCUUUCUUUCUCGCUGCGUGUCAGAUGCUAGAGAGCCGCUUCGAGAAUCUUUGUGGGUGUUCUUGACUGCGCUUGCCUCCAGCUACGCGGGAGCUCUCAUUGCGUUAGAGGGGGAGGCACCGGCGACGAACGAAGGUGCCAUACAACUGCGCGCGCUACGCAUGUUUGUUGAGAAGAUACAAAGAGACUUGCUAGAUUAUUUGACGCUGCGCCUCUCCAAGGACCGCGUUGCCGCCGACGAGUCACUCAUAACUGUACACAACGUGGUUUGUCACUACACUUUCUUCUGGAGGGCGGCCAUGGAGGUGGAGCUCGUACCUGACCUGCUGCCUCCUGCCUUAUCGUCGAAGCCGGCUGUAUUGGCGUGGGCACGUCAACAGGCUUCUACCGUGUGGGGCCGUGCAAUGCGACUCGUGCAAUCGCUUGUGUUUGUGCAGGAGGCAGCAGAGGAGGCGCCUGGCGCCGAUGCAGUUACCUCUGACAGCCGCCGGUGUCAGCGCCAGCUGUUGGAGGAGUACGUCGAACGCCUCUCUGUUCUGCGGUUGCCGUGUCUCAGCGGCACCAAACGAGCUCGCACAGUGGAGGAGGGGGUGGAGGAAGUGGGAAGUGAAGCAGCUUGGUUGGCGUAUACAACGAAUUUCUUCCUGCGGACAUAUCACCCAAGUUGCUUCACGAUCCUCUCCCUGGUACAACAGGACAACCUUGUUGCUUUGCUGCGCGAGCUGCACGCCGUGAUUGUUAAUGAGGAUCGCGAGUCGAUUGGACUCUCAUUGGAGAAGGUUUUGCCAUCACAUGACGGUCCCGUGGCGGAGGCAAGGGAAGUGCUGUUGCAGUGGCAUGUAAGGCAUGUGCAGAAGAGAAUGGUGCGGGCACUGAGCGAAGAAGCACCACUGCUCAUGUGCCUCCUCUGUGCGGUGUUUACCCUGUUGGAGCGUGUGGGAAAGACGAAUCUUAACAUCCAUUCUAUCCUUGCUGAGACACUGUUGCCGAUGUUGGUGAAGUUGUGCGGUGGCCUGGAAAGUCGUAGCGGUGUUGAGGGUGAUGACGAUGAUGAUGCGGAGAAUUACUUCGAGCAACAACAAUCUCUCACGACGCUAAUCGCCUCUGGUUUUCUUUCAUUGCCAUGGGAGCUACGUGGGUUGCGGCUACGUCUCCUUCUACAUCGAGUCAUUGGUGCGAGUGUGGUUGAUUGCUUCUCCGCCGAGGAGGCCCUUGCUGAAGUGGACCGCAUCUUUGCACUGUACGCUGAUGGACGACAGACGCCAGAGGAAGCUGCAGCUGCGUUGUGCGGUGACUUGACGUGCGACCCAUUCAUGCAGCUCCUGGCCGCCGAGGGUGAGGCGGCGACGAAGACAGAUGCAAUAGAUGAACUUCUUCGCCGUGAGGCGCCUGUGCAGUUUCCUGCGCCGUGCGGGACGCUGCUAUUGAUGUCUGUCUUCCGCACGCUUUCCCUCCGCCUCCUGGAACUUCGUGCAGAGUGGGAGCAGCAGGAAAAGUUGGCGGGUGAGGGCACAAUGGACUACUUGGGUCGACAGUCCACGUACUGCACGACAAGGGAUAUUGUCAUGUUUCGUUUUCUGUUACAGAUGGUUCACCGCAUGGUUUUUGGUUUUCAGCUUCAGCCAGUAGGAUUGCUGCGCCUUUGGCUCUCGUACUUGGCUCACCUCUUCACCCACAUCGUCCCGCCCCUGACAGAAAAUGAUGAGGUCGUCCUCAUGGAGCGAGCUACAAGACAGGAGGGGACUGAGAAGAGUUGCAGAUAUGCGUAUCGACGCUCGUCGGCGGAGUCAUCGCAAGGGGAGCUGCGCGCUGUCCUGGGCGAGUUGCUCGCAGACCUUGCCUUGAUGCCGCUCGUCGACGGCGAUACUGCUGUGUCCUGCCCUCCAGCAUUGCCGCAUCGACCUGGAAGCGAGAAAUGGCGGCAUGGGCAGAGCCAGAAAUCACGGGAGGUUCUUCUGCUACAGCGUGUCUUACCUGUUGUGGUGCUUGAGGAGUUGUGUUUCGUGCUGAAGAUUUCCACAGAGAAGGUGAGUGACGAGGGGACCAGGCCGGAACUCGUGCGCCACGCCGGGAAAAUGACGGAGAAGUCCUUCUUGGGGGUACUUGGCGUUGUAGCAUUCUGCCAGCGCCUAGAGCUUUUUGUGGUUCCGGAGUCCAUUUCUGACCGACGGUUCACUGCCCUCCUGCGUCUUCUCUGGUCUGCGGUUGGGGCGAGCUCUACGAUGGGGUCAACAUGA